Messenger RNA from Trichomycterus rosablanca, 1065 nucleotides. RefSeq names its product putative nuclease HARBI1. NCBI's taxonomy places the organism in Eukaryota, Metazoa, Chordata, Actinopteri, Siluriformes, Trichomycteridae. The transcript has 3 exons. Bases 1 to 1065 code for a protein of 354 amino acids. The record is from RefSeq and is a predicted model, not a curated record.
AUGGCACUGAGAAGACAGAGACGCGUGCGAACCUUCCAAGAGCGGAAGAAUGUCUUUGAAAUGUUUGAUGACUUUCAGUUAAUUAAACGAUAUAGACUGGACAGAGCAGGAAUCAUAUUUGUCACUGACUUAGUGAGAGAUGUCAUCUCACCAUCAACUACACGCAGCAACGCCAUCCCAGCUGAAUUAAAAGUAGUGCUGAUGCUUCGUUUUCUUGCUACAGGAAAAAUGCAGCAGUGUAGUGCUGAUGAUUUGGGACCAUCCCAACCAACAAUUAGCCGAGUUGUCAUGCAAACAAUUAUGGCACUUACAGCGCGACAGAUUGUCACCCGUUUUAUUGACUUUCCAACAACACCCCGUGUCAUCCAACAGAAGCAAACCCAGUUUAUGCAGAUAGCUGGAUUUCCAGGAGUUGUAGGUGCAAUUGAUGGCACUCACAUAAAGAUCAUUGCUCCCAGCAUUAAUGAGGAUGUUUAUGUGAACAGAAAGAGGUACCACAGCAUCAACACUCAAGUUGUGUUUGAUGCAGAAUACAACAUUUUAGAUGUUGUACCCAAAUGGCCUGGGUCAACCCAUGACGCUCGGAUUUUCACUGAAAGCGGCCUGAACAAACUCUUUGAAACCGGACUUGUGCCACCCGGAUGUCAUCUUUUAGGUGAUAAAGGAUAUCCCUUACGCAGGGCACACCGUUCUACACGAAGUGUGGUAGAAAGAGGGAUUGGCCAGUGGAAGCGCAGAUUCCACAUUUUACAUUCUGAAAUUCGGUACAGUCCGGAAAAAGUGUGCCGAAUCAUAAUGGCAUGUGCAAUUCUGCAUAAUAUUUGUAAGAAGCGCAACAUCCCUUCCCCCCCAACACUGGAGAACCGUGAUGACGGUGAUGAAGAUGGAGAUGAGAGCACCCCUGCCAGCACACUUCCUGUAUGUCAUUCGGGAGUGAGUCCUCUACCAGACCUCCUUCAGACGCCCACUCUUCCUCCGGCCAGUCAUGACUUGAGGUGUUUGGAAGCUCGGUCAAAAACGGAGGAGCAGAUGGAGAAUCUGUGCUCAAGCCAGCAGGGUCCAUAG